This is a messenger RNA of Funneliformis geosporum, 828 nucleotides long. NCBI's taxonomy places the organism in Eukaryota, Fungi, Glomeromycota, Glomeromycetes, Glomerales, Glomeraceae. The record is from the annotation of a GenBank genome assembly.
AUGAGCCAAAGAAAUAAAAGUCGUAAUCGUAAUCGUAGUUCAAAUUCUACGAGAGAAUCUUUAUCUCAUCCAUAUUGGCAUGCGGCAGCAUAUUAUUUUAUGGAAGCAUUACGUGUUUCCACAUCGACAUCAAUGUCGACACCUCAAAUGUCUUCAAUAUUAUUGCCAUUUUCUCCUCCAUCUGUCUUCUUAAAUAAUUCACAAAAUCCUUCAUCUCCUUUUCAACAAACACCUCAAAAUCCAUAUCCAAUUGAAACUCGUGAUAAUUCAAUAAAUAAUCUCGCUAAUAUUUUUAGAACCGUCGCUUUGGAAUAUGAGAAUGUAGAAUAUCAUACAUUAAAUUCGUUAUCUUCUACAUCAUUACGCCAAACAUUAUUUAAUUCGACUCAUCAAAGUACCGCCGAUAAUCAAUCAUCUGAUGAUAGAAAUCAAAUUAUCUCCGCUUCACACGGCGCGUCAAUGGUUCAUCCUUUCACAUCCCUUAAUUUUACUCUGGAUUCAUUUCCAUAUACGUUAUCAACGUUGGAAAGGUAUGAGAUUCAAAUUCGUUUACAAGGUAAAAUAACACCGACGAAUAUAAUCUCAUCACGCUUAUUAAAUAAUAUGAUCAUAUAUUGUAAAGAUAGUCAUAAAUCAUGUAUAAAUUCUCAAAGUAAUAUCUAUUGUAAAAAAGGGAAUAACGUUUAUCAUUAUCAUAAUUUGAGUAAUGCUAGCUUUUACUCUAAAAGGGAAGAUGGUUCUUCUAUUUAUGUUGACCGAUUUGGUGAUAUUACUUAUAAAACUAAAGAACAAGAAAGAUUUGAUAUUAGUGGUUUAAUUUGUCUAUAA